Molecule: messenger RNA, 1455 nt
Organism: Microdochium trichocladiopsis
Lineage: Eukaryota; Fungi; Ascomycota; Sordariomycetes; Xylariales; Microdochiaceae
Product: Ferroporti-1
Exons: 5
Coding region: 1-1455 (484 amino acids)
Biological process (GO): iron ion transmembrane transport
Cellular component (GO): membrane
Molecular function (GO): iron ion transmembrane transporter activity
Source: RefSeq, a predicted model, not a curated record
AUGGAAUCCACGAGCGGCAACUGCAUCCAGACACCAUCACGGCCGCUCCGGGGCCUCGAGAUACGACUCUACGUUUCGCAUUUCUUGACGACAUGGAACUCCCGCCUCUUCGAGUUUGCAGCGGUCCUCUUCCUCGCCUCGACCUUCCCGCAGACUCUGCUCCCCAUGUCCGUCUACGCCCUGGCCCGCAGCGCUGCCACAGUCAUCUUCGCGCAAGCUCUUGGCACCGCAAUCGACAAGAUGAACCGCCUUGCCGUCGUUCAGACCUCCAUCAUCGGCCAACGUCUCGCUACAGCAGCUAGUUGCGGCGUCUUUUGGGCGCUUGAACAGCAAGGCGCACAGAUGCAGAGCCACCUCAAAAGCGGACUGUUCGGCUUGGUCGUCGCCCUUGCCUGUGCAGAGAAACUGUGCUCAGUAUUGAAUCUAGUUUCAAUCGAGAGAGACUGGGUCGUUGUCAUAACCGAGGGUAACGAGGAAGCUCGCCGAGUCAUAAAUGCUCGGAUCCGUCGCAUUGACCUCUUUUGCAAGCUGGUUGGUCCGCUCAGCAUCUCAUUCGUCAUGAUCUCAUCGACCAUGACCGCCAUUUGGACGACACUGGCGAUGAACGUCUGUUCAGUGAUCAUUGAAUGCGUAUGCAUAUCGAGGGUAUAUCAGGCCGUUCCCUCCUUAUGGCGGCAAACGACAGCAGUGGAGCUGCCGGAGAACCAGACUAGUCGACGACACGAAUCUGGCUUGGUCUUGUCGCGACUACGAGUUAUAGCACAUCAAGUCAUCCCAGUGACCUCGCUCCCUUUCUACUUCCGACAUCCCGCUUUCCUACCGUCCUUUGCGCUCUCUCUACUCUACUUCACCGUCCUCUCCUUCACUGGCCAAAUGAUCACGUACCUCAUUUCCGUUGGAUAUAGCUCAGUCCACAUCGGCGUAGCUCGCGCGGUCAGCACUGUGUUCGAGCUUACCGCUACGUGGAUUGCACCCCGAAUGAUGAAUAGGAUCGGGAUCAUCCGUGGCGGCAUCUGGAGCCUGUCCUGGCAAAUGCUCUGGCUCGCCGCCGCAAUGAGCUUGUUCUUCGUCGAUUUUCAGGGCCAAGGCACGGGCAGUCUCUUUUCUGCAACCGGACUUGCUGUGGGCGUUGCACUCAGCCGCGUCGGGCUCUGGGGGUAUGACCUCUGUGCUCAGAAUAUCAUACAAGAUGAAGUUGAAAGCGAGUAUCGCGGCGUCUUCUCCACGGUAGAAGUGUCGUUCCAGAACUUAUUCGAGAUGUUAUCGUAUGCGACGACAAUCAUUUUUUCUAGACCGGAUCAGUUUCGGUGGCCUGUUGUCAUCAGUGUCAUCUCAGUGUACACUGCUGGGGGACUUUACGCAGCGUUUGUCCGUAAGAGACGUGGGCAUCUCUUUCAUGCUCCUCCAUGUAUGCCGAAGGGGGAGGUUGCACCAUUACAAGCGACGAUACCAUGA